Molecule: messenger RNA, 3948 nt
Organism: Erythranthe guttata (spotted monkey flower)
Lineage: Eukaryota; Viridiplantae; Streptophyta; Magnoliopsida; Lamiales; Phrymaceae
Product: RAF-like serine/threonine-protein kinase 20
Biological process (GO): signal transduction; protein phosphorylation
Cellular component (GO): cytoplasm
Molecular function (GO): protein kinase activity; ATP binding; protein binding
Source: RefSeq, a predicted model, not a curated record
CCUUAAAGCCUAAGAAUUACAAUUAAAAUAGAAAAUCAUGAAAUCAAAUUUGAAACCUAUUUCCUCUUUCAAAUCAAAUCCAGAUAGAAAGCGACCCCUUUCCCUCCCCAUUCCUUCGUUUUCCUACUCUGUUUGCUUCUUCCUCACCGAAACCAAUACAUUAUACAUACACAGAUAGAUACAUGUUUCUGAUAAGAUAAGCUCGCCGCCUCAAAUACACACAGUUUUCCGCCUCUUCUCCCCCAAUUCAAUAUCAGCUAAAUGUGGAUCAAUACACACACCGUCAAUUGAAUACUAUUUUCCCAUACCGAUUUUAGUUUUUUUUUUUUUUUUUAGCAAGAAAUUAUUAGUGUUAUGGCCUUUGAUCAGAACUCAACGCCCAAAAAUUUACGCCCAUUAAAUAUAGUGAGAAAUUUACCCGAAGACCCAAGAAUCGCUCCUGUAACCUCAUCAAUUAGACCCAUUGAAGGGUUUUACACACACACACCCACAGAUAUUGGAGCCGUGCCUGCGGUUUAUUACCAAACCACAGCUCCGGCUUUCUCCAACGGUGUUAGCGGGUGGGUCCCGCAUAUCGUGCCACCUCAACCCCAGCCCCAGCCCCAACAAGGUCUUGUGGGCCCCACCGUAGUUAGUUCUGCGAGCGGGUACACUUAUAGUCCGAGUUUUGGUAGUGAUGAGAGUGGCGGCGAUACUUCUGCCUCUGUUCGGAAAAUUAAGUUCUUGUGCAGUUUCGGUGGGAAGAUACUGCCGCGUGUGAGUGACGGUGCGUUGAGAUACGUAGGAGGACAUACUAGGAUUAUCAGUGUUAGAAGAGACAUCCCUUUCGUCGAAUUCUUACACAAGAUGGCCGAUACGUUGGGACAGAGUGCGGUGAUUAAGUAUCAGUUGCCGGAUGAAGAUCUCGAUGCACUCGUCUCCGUUUCUUGUCCGGACGAUCUCGAAAACAUGAUGGAUGAAUACGAAAAGCUUCUAGAAAGAUCUUCGGAUGGUUCGGCUAAAAUGAGGAUACUUUUGUUUUCGCCUUCCGAGAUCGAAAAUGCGAGUUUUGAAGAUUUGGAGGAUGGUGGGAAUAGGUAUGUUGAAGCUGUGAACGGGAUUAUGGAUGGUUUUAACCGUCUUGCAAGAAAGGAGAGUAUUGAGAGUGGUAAUUCUGCAAGGAGUUCCGAUUUAAGUGGUACAGAAGGUGCUGAUAGCUUAGGCCAAGUUAGUGGUGGUUUUUCGCCCAAGGGGAUUUCUGUUGUCCCGCUCGAGACAGCACCGAAAGUGGUUUAUGUUGAUCCUAGUACUAUGCCGUAUGUUGCUCCUACAACUAUAGGUGUUGUCUCUGAGCAAGACUUAGGGUUGCCAAGUGCGAGUUUUCCAGUAUCUUCACCAUACACACACACGCAGACUAUUCAAGAAAGUCCGAACCAUGGAAACUAUGUUCAAUUCCCUUCCCAAAUGGGGUUCCCUUCGCAUAUUUUAGGACACAUGCAACCUAUUUACGCUCAACAGCCUAUCCAUGUGGGUGUGGGAGUUUCUCCGCAUCAGUUUUCUCCUGCCUCUCAUAUGACUCCAAAUCCCUCGUUUAUAAGUACUAAUCACAGUAAUGCAGUUCCUGCUUUCGUUCAGCAGUCACCUCAGCAUGUUCGGAUGGAACAGCAUUAUCCUGUGGAAAGCAUCAUAGGACAGAGGGUGGUCCCCACAACUGUCCAAUCGGGAAUGUACAGCUGGCAACCAACAAUUCGACACCCCGAGCAAGUGGCAUUUACGGAAGGGGGAUUGCCCGUUACACCUAUUUCACCAGAUACGUUCCCCGAGAAGAAGAAUCCGAGACUCGAGGACUGCUACAUGUGUCAAAAAGCACUGCCGCAUGCUCACUCAGAUACUGUUGUAGCUCACGAGAAAAACGGAAGCCCUGUGGGACCCACCACCGUUUCUGACUCGAGAUCGAUUUAUUGCAGUCUCCCUUCGGACGUUCGAGUAGUGCCCACGAUAAAGCCUCUUGUAACAACUGAAGGUAAUAAUGGGGAUUAUGACUCUGGGAAAAUUCACACAGAAGCAACAGGGGUUCAACAAUUUCCGUACGGUGUGUAUGUGGCUAACGCUCCUCCUCAGUCUUCGCAACACAACAACACUACACAGAAUCCACUCGCUCAACCUCUGCAGAACACAGAAUAUGCCGUUCGUGAAUCGCCGAAAGAAUAUUCCGUUAAAGCUCCUAUCGAAGAUUCCACUUCGUCUGCAUAUGACAAUCUAAGACAGAUUGACGGGAGAUUGGAAAAUCUCAGGAUACGCCCGUCUGAGCUUUUAUCUAGCAACGAGCAUAAUAGUUUGUCUACUGACGGCAGUGGUGUAAACUCCGUUUAUUCGGGCGUGGGGCCCGCUCGUGGGGCAGAAAGAAUCGUACCUACGAAUGAAUGGAAGGACAACAACAUAGGAUCGUCUGUGUCGCCUCCCUACAGUAUUCUUGAUACCAUUGAUGAGUCAGCGUCGUUAUUUGUAAAUCAAGAUCCUUGGAACAUGCAUCCAGAUACUCACUUUCCUCCUCCCAAGCCUAGCAAGAUUCAAAUGAGAAGAGAUGCUUCCGGUGAACAUCAUCAGUUAAAUAGUGGAGAAUCGAAUCGGGAUUUCAGUCCAGAUCAUAGUUUGUCCAAUAAAGAUUCGGCAGAUGAACUGAUAAAGCAGGAACUUAAAGCUGUUGCUGAGGAUGUAGCUGCUUCUGUUCUUGGUUCACCCGUUGAUGUUCAAACUGCUAAUGUCGCAACACAGCAAACUGACAGUUUUGGGGAAUUCAAGACCAAAUUGUCGGAGAAAAUAAAUUUCGGGUUCCCUGCAUCAGGCAUUGGUCAAUUACAGAUAAUUAAAAACGGUGACUUGGAAGAGCUGAGAGAGUUAGGUUCGGGUACUUUCGGUACUGUUUAUCAUGGGAAGUGGAGAGGGACAGAUGUCGCGAUUAAACGCAUCAACGAUAGAUGCUUUGCAGGGAAACCUUCAGAACAAGACCGCAUGAGAGACGAUUUCUGGAAUGAGGCAAUAAAGCUAGCUGAUUUGCACCAUCCAAAUGUGGUUGCCUUUUACGGGAUUGUGCUGGAUGGUCCAGACGGUUCGAUUGCAACUGUUACUGAAUAUAUGGUGAAUGGUUCUCUUAGGAAUGCUUUGCAGAAGAACGAAAGGAGUCUUGAUAAGCGGAAGCGCUUAUUGAUAGGCAUGGAUGCAGCCUUUGGAAUGGAAUACUUGCAUGGCAAGAAUAUAGUACACUUUGAUUUGAAAAGCGACAAUUUAUUGGUCAAUCUCCGGGACCCACAUCGACCGAUAUGCAAGGUCGGUGAUUUGGGGCUUUCGAAGGUGAAAUGUCAUACCCUAAUUUCGGGAGGUGUGAGAGGAACACUUCCAUGGAUGGCACCGGAGCUUCUCAAUGGAAGCAGUAGCCUAGUCUCCGAGAAGGUUGAUGUGUUUUCAUUCGGAAUUGUGAUGUGGGAACUUCUCACGGGAGAAGAACCCUACGCGGACCUUCACUACGGAGCCAUCAUCGGUGGAAUAGUGAGCAACACAUUGCGGCCGCCUGUGCCGGAGCAGUGUGAUCCCGAGUGGAGGGAUCUGAUGGAGCGGUGUUGGUCGGCAGAGCCAUCAGAGAGGCCCAAUUUCACUCAGAUUGCCGACGAAUUGCGGGCCAUGGCGACCAAGCUUCCGGUGAAAGGACAAGCCCAGCAGCAGCUUCCAUCGGCGAAUCUCCAUGUCAAAAGCUGAUGUCAUAUUACACGUGUUUUAAAAAUUAAAUAAUUAUUUAUCAACCUGCUUUAUACAAAAGCUCGAAUGUAAGCUGAAUUGUCACAUGUUUUAGUUCAAGAAAAUUAUACAGAAAAAAAAAAUACACAUGUUAUCUAUUAUUAGACAAUGAAUAUCCAGGUCAGAAUGAUAAAUAGGUUAAUUAUAUAGGUGCAAGUUAUGUUUUACAUUAAUCUA